Messenger RNA from Emys orbicularis (European pond turtle), 1299 nucleotides. RefSeq names its product chemerin chemokine-like receptor 2 (gene CMKLR2). Gene Ontology annotation, molecular function: G protein-coupled receptor activity; complement receptor activity. The coding region runs from base 235 to 1299 and encodes 354 amino acids. The record is from RefSeq and is a predicted model, not a curated record. Gene Ontology annotation, biological process: inflammatory response; complement receptor mediated signaling pathway; phospholipase C-activating G protein-coupled receptor signaling pathway. The transcript is spliced from 2 exons. Lineage: Eukaryota; Metazoa; Chordata; Testudines; Emydidae. Gene Ontology annotation, cellular component: plasma membrane.
CACAGUGAGCCAGUUUGGAUUGGUACAAAGAGCACCGGGAACAGAGGGCCCUAGACGAAAACACCCCCAUAGGACCCCAGGACUUAAAACCCUCCCGAGAGCCAAAGCAAGGCAGAGAUCGCAGCGGACACUGAACGACCCGUGCACUGGGCAAGAACUCCCCUCCCCUCUUCUUCCUAUGUUCUACCCAGGCUUGGCCAGCCUCAGGUCGUGCGAGUAACGUAGCCAUACACUAUGGAGUUUCCUGAAAUGAUGCUGAGUGAAGAUUUUGACAACUACUCCUAUCUCUAUGAGUAUGAGGAAGAUGAACCACCCCAGUCCUAUCUCAGUGUUGCACACAUCAUCUCUCUUUCCUUAUGCAGUGUGGCUUUUCUCCUGGGGGUGCCAGGAAAUGCCAUAGUCAUCUGGUUUAUGGGGUUUAAAUGGGAUAAAUCAGUCAGUACCCUCUGGUUCCUCAACCUGGCCAUUGCAGACUUCAUCUUUGUUCUUUUCCUGCCUCUCUACAUUACGUAUGUGGCCAUGGGCUUCCAUUGGCCCUUUGGGAAAUGGCUCUGCAAGACUAACUCCUUCAUUGCUUUACUAAAUAUGUUUGCCAGUGUCUUCUUCCUGACCAUCAUCAGCCUUGACCGCUAUAUCCGCCUGGUACACCCAGUCUUUUCCAACAAAUAUCGGACCCUAAGGAACACCCUCAUUCUGAGUGUGAUUAUUUGGAUUUCAGCUGCUAUUAUUGGUGCCCCUGCCUUACACUUCAGAGACAUAAUUACAGUUCACAACUCCACUAUCUGCUAUAACAACUUCCAUCCGCAUGACAAAGAACUCAUUUUGAUGAGGCAUAAUAUUUUCAUUUGGGUGAGGCUUGUUUGUGGCUACCUCUUUCCCCUAGUGACCAUGGUCCUUUGUUACUCAUUUCUAGUUCUGAAGGUGAAGAAGAGAACCAUGCUGACUUCCAGCAGGCUUUUCUGGACCAUCCUUGCGGUAGUUGUAGCUUUUUUUGUUUGCUGGACCCCCUAUCACAUAUUUACCAUUCUGGAACUAUCUGCUCACCAUAAUGAACACUUCCAUGACUUGCUUCUAAGCGGUAUUCCCCUUUCUACUGGCCUGGCUUUCAUCAACAGCUGCCUCAAUCCAAUCCUCUAUGUUCUGAUUAGCAAGAAGUUCCAAACCCGUGUCAGGGCGACAGUUUCUGAGGCACUAAAACUUGCAGUCUGGGAGGUCAGCCGGUCUGCAACAGUCAGUGAACAACUGCGGAACUCUGACAACAGCUAUCCGGCUGUGCGGUAUUGUGAAACCACUCAGUGA